AUGCCAGUAUUCUCUAACCCCGUAAUUGCUUCAACAACGAGCCCCAUCAACGGUAACAUUAACGGUUUGCCGGACAAAUGUAUGUGCGUCGAUGGUGUUUGUCUCGAUCCAUCUCAUAAGCACUAUGCUGAACAGCAAAAAAAAUAUCAAGAACAUUUUAAGCAACAGCAACUAUUGCAAAAGAGAAAACGUCGUCUUUCUCUCUCAACAGAGAUCUCGACUGUUAGGUUAAUGCCGACUACUACGUGUUCACUGUAUUCAGGUUCAAAAUUUAGAGGUGAACAAAGAAGUGGGAGAAGUAGUUACGAUGUUGCUGUUCAUAUUCAGAUUAUACAACUAGCUAAUAUUUCUUUGGUCUCUCAGCACGUUGAUCUUUCAGAGUCAUUUUUGUGUGGCUACCUCCAUAUUAAAGGCCUUACGGAAGACUAUCCUGAAUUGACCACUUUCUUUGAGGCAGAAAUUAUUGGACGCAAAUAUUCUUUUCUCACGAAGAAAUGGGAUGCUGAUGACAAAGUCGACGUGCAACAUUGGAUUCGUUUCCCUGCAUUCCGUCCUCUUCAAAAGCAUAUGAAAAAGGAUGGAUUUGUUUACGAUUUCCACAAUAAGGAUUAUAUCUUUAUGAGAUGGAAGGAGCAUUUUCUUGUUCCUGAUCACCGAGUUAAGACCAUUAAUGGUGCUAGUUUCGCUGGAUUCUAUUACAUUUGCUAUCAAUUGAGCACAGGCAUUAUUACUGGCUUUUAUUUCCACAAGACCUCGGAAAGACAACAACGCGUCCUAUCUUUAUACGCUACACUUUACAUCGUUAAUUUCCCUUUCCCUUCAACAAAACACAUCAUAAAUAAACAACUUUCCACAUUCACAAUUGCUCAAGAUUAA
Messenger RNA from Cetraspora pellucida, 876 nucleotides. The record is from the annotation of a GenBank genome assembly. NCBI's taxonomy places the organism in Eukaryota, Fungi, Glomeromycota, Glomeromycetes, Diversisporales, Gigasporaceae.